CUCCAGUCUUUUGUCUCUUCACAUAAAUCCGACGUAUACAACUGUCACUCUGUGGACGAAACCUCAUACAAUACACUCCCAUACGCUUGCGCUUACUCACACUCUGCGAAAUCUGGUCAGACUCCUCUCCUCGCCAUUGCCACCGAGCAAGGCUCUAUUCACGUCGUGAACACCCGUACUCGGCGCGACUGGGAGUGCGAGCCCCCGCGCACCGUCCUCACCCCGCACGCCAACGGCGUCUUUGACAUCAAGUGGUCGCCCUCCGACAAGCUCCUCGCAACCGCGUCAGGUGACCACUCCGUGCGCAUCUCUACGCUCGCGCCGGACGUGUCCCCGGAGGAUAGUAUUCUGCACGUACUCCACGGACACACAGGCACGGUCAAGUGCGUCGCGUGGAACCCUGCGUAUGACGGCGAGGUGCUCUGCACGGGUGGGCGUGAUGGCGGGAUCUGUGUGUGGGAUCUACGGGUUGGUGAGAGGCGCACCAGUACGCGCAGGAUGACGCGUAGUGGGGCAGGCUACGAAGCGGAAGAGAGCGAGGCGCUCCAACCGGUCCUCAGCAUACCAGGAGCACACGAAGAUGGCAAGCCUUCAAAACCAAGAGGUAGGAAGGGCAAGGGGAUGCUUGCCGCGGCCAUGCGGAGCAUCACCAGCCUUGCCUAUAUUCCAGGGUGCCCUCACACCCUGGUCAGCAGCGGUUCCUACGAUGGCGUCCUGCGCCAAUGGGACCUCCGCCUGCCCACCUCCAAGAAGACAGCCAAAUCCAAAGCCGUACCCAGGCCAGUCCUGACCUCCGCCGAUCCAACAACCUUCCAAGGCUCUCGGCGCGCACGGGGGAUCACAACGCUCAUCCCAGGCACAGGCCCCUCGGCAGGGCACCUGUUCGCCCUCGGGACCGACUCGCGCAUACACACCUUCGCACUGCCCUCGCUGGAGCCACUCUCAGGGUACCUCUCGCCAGACCACGCGGAUCCAUUCGCGUACACACACAUGCAGAUGCAGACAAACUCGUUCUAUACCCACGCGGCGCUCUCGCCGUGCGGGCAGUGGCUUGCGAGCGGGAGCACGGCGUAUGGUCAAGUGUUUCUGUUUGAUGUAGGGAGGAGCUCUACGGGGUGGGCGAGCAGGGAACUCGCGCAGGCUGUGAUGCUGAGAGGGCAAAAGGGCGAGGUGGGUGCGCUGGAUUGGGCGGAAGGAAUGCUGGCGACGUGCGCCGACGACGCAACAGUAAGGGUUUGGAGACCAGACGUGGGUGUGCACAGACACUGUUUGCGGGAUAGUGAGGAGAUGCGGUGGCAUUGGAGCUGGGCUAUGGACGAGUAG
Rhodofomes roseus is the source of this 1323-nucleotide messenger RNA. Its product is annotated as WD40-repeat-containing domain protein. The annotation marks the transcript as partial. Gene Ontology annotation, molecular function: protein-macromolecule adaptor activity; protein binding. NCBI's taxonomy places the organism in Eukaryota, Fungi, Basidiomycota, Agaricomycetes, Polyporales, Fomitopsidaceae. Gene Ontology annotation, biological process: proteasome-mediated ubiquitin-dependent protein catabolic process. The record is from RefSeq and is a predicted model, not a curated record. Gene Ontology annotation, cellular component: nucleus. The transcript is spliced from 3 exons.